UUUGGUAACUUUGAACAAUAUCGACUAUCAUCAUCUCAUACAUAAUCGAGAAAGCGAGACGGUUAAUUCCAUCCUACUGUCUAAGUGCCACGCAUGGGCUCCGCCGAAUCCACACUGGCGAACUUGCAGUCACAGCAGCCGGGAGAUGUGAUCACCACCAUCUCCGAGAGAGUAGAGAGCGUAGAUCCACUUUUAGAGCAGCUCAAGUCUCUGGAAGUCACAACGCCCAUACUGACGUCUCCGCCGACGGAGAACAGCUUGACUGAUAUCCUUGUGAAGAAACCCUCCUCGGCUUCGGUUACUGGUGGGUGUUUUGCAUCUCAACAACUUACAGUGUUUUUGGUUAGUUCUUUAAAUCCCAAGGUCCUACUGGAGCUCCUCUCAAUGUACCGUGAUUGGCAGGAAGAGAAAGCCAGAAUGAUCAGCAAGAGGCAGGAGGAGAUAGAUAACAAAAUAGAAGUGGCUGAUGCUUUGGCAGUAAAACUUCUUCAGCGUUAUAAUUAUUCAGUCUCUACUAUGAGGACAACGGCACAUAAUCUAUCAGAAGUUCAUCCAUUGCAGGUGGAGGUAGGGGAGCUGAAGGGUAGGCUUACCGAGGUAUUAAGUAAUUGUGAUGCAUUGUGCAAGAGAAUUUCUGUAGAGGGUCCAGAAUCACUUCGCUCAUCUGUCAAACCAUUUGCUAUGGCCAAGACUGAUGUAGAACUUGACCAUGGCUCUUCACCCAAAAUUUCAACAGGAAACUCAACUAAGACUUGAGCCCAAGAUAUCCUGGUUUUGAGAUCUCAUCUUCCUCAUCCUCUUCCCCCCGUUUUGUAAAUAUUCUUUCGUUGAUGGUUUUCAGAAAC
Molecule: messenger RNA, 845 nt
Organism: Telopea speciosissima
Lineage: Eukaryota; Viridiplantae; Streptophyta; Magnoliopsida; Proteales; Proteaceae
Exons: 6
Coding region: 94-756 (220 amino acids)
Source: RefSeq, a predicted model, not a curated record